UGCGCCUGCGCCUGAAAGGCUGUGGGAUGGGGGCGCUUGCGCAGUGCGGUCGUUUGUAGCCUGGAUUCAGGCGGUGGGAAGUGGAAGCUGCUCUUGGGCUAGGGUCGGAGCCGGGCCUGGAGCCGAGUUCUCGCGGGGACGGCUAGGGUGGGCUGAGCGAGCGAGUGAGCACCGGGCAUGACAGUGCUGUGAGCCGUGCAGGCUGGACGAUGGGACGGCGCCGGGCGCCGGAGCUGUACCGGGCGCCAUUCCCGCUGUACGCGCUGCGGGUCGAACCCAGCACCGGCCUCCUCAUCACCGCGGGCGGGGGCGGCGCCGCCAAAACUGGCAUCAAGAAUGGAGUGCACUUUUUGCAACUGGAACAGAUUGGCGGAGCUCUGAGUGCCUCUUUGCUGCAUUCCCAUGACACAGAGACUAGGGCCACCAUGAACCUUGCCCUGGCAGGGAAUAUUCUUGCUGCAGGGCAGGAUGCUACUUGUCAGCUCCUUCAGUUCGGACCUCAACAGCAGGAGGAGAGCAGUGACAAGCAGGACAGUGCAGGUCCCCAGGAGCAGGGCCCAAGGCAAAGGAAGGGGACGGGAGCCACGACUGAAACACAAGAAAAUGGGGCAGCAACUCAUCGAGAGGGGGUGGAGCUGAACGUGGAGAACUUGGAGUCUGUGCAGACAGACUUUGGCUCUGACCCAUUGCAGAAGACUGUGUGCUUCAAUCAUGAUAAUACCUUGCUUGCCACUGGGGGCACUGAUGGCUUUGUUCGAGUUUGGCAGGUGCCUAGCCUUGAAAAGGUUCUGGAGUUCAGAGCUCAUGACGGGGAAAUUGAAGACCUGACUUUGGGCCCUGGUGACAAGAUGGUGACAGCAGGCUGGGAUUUUAAGGCCUGUGUGUGGCAGAGGGACCAGCUGGUGACAGAAUUGCGCUGGGAUGAAAACUUGCCUCCUUUACCUGACACACCUUACCGCUAUCAAGCUUGCAGGUUUGGGUGGGUGCCAGACCAGCCUGCUGGGCUGCGGCUCUUCACAGUGCAGAUUCCCUACAAGCGCCUGCGCCGGCCACCAUCCUGCUACCUCACAGCCUGGGAUGGCCAUAAUUUCCUGCCCCUUCGGACCCAGCCUUGUGGUAACGAGGUCAUUUCCUGCCUCAGUGUCAGUGAAUCAGGCACCUUCUUAGGCCUGGGUACCGUCACUGGCUCUGUUGCCAUCUACAUCUCUUUUUCCCUCCAGCGCCUCUACUAUCUUCGGGAGGCUCACGGCAUCGUAGUGACAGAUGUGGCCUUCAUGCCAGAGCAGGGGCGUGGCCGAGAGCUCCUGGGGUCUCAUGAAGCAGCAUUGUUCUCUGUUGCCGUGGACAGUCGAUGCCAGCUGCAUCUGUUGCCCAUUCGGCGGAGUGUCCCUGUGUGGUUGUUGCUGCUGCUGUGUGCUGGGCUCAUCAUUUUGGCCAUCCUGCUGCUUCAGAGUGCCUUCCCGGGCUUUCUCUAGCCUUCCUUGUUUCCUGGGGGAUCAGGACCCUGGACAUUGAAAAGACCAGAGCCAGUCAAGGCCUAGGGCACCACUAUUUCCACAGAGACCAGAGCUGAAGCUGCCCCAUGAAGACAAGGAAUAUGAUAGUGGCCCCCUCCCCACCAAAAGGCUGAGUGUUGCCGAGCCCUGGGCUCUCGGCACAGGUUCUUCUCAUUUCAUCUAAGCAAUUUCUGAGGUACCACUCACUGCUCCUUCUAACAGCAGAGCUGAAACUGUUCCGGAGAGGACUGAAAGUGUGACAGCUGUCCCCACCUCACCUAGAGUCUGGAUGCUGCACAGCCCCUGCCAGCCUUUCCCCUCAACAAUGUGAAGAUGUCUGGAGCCUUGGUGGCUGUUCUACCCCCACUUUGUUUGAGGAGCUCAUCUCCCUCUUGCUGCUUGGUGAUGAAGUGAACACAUCUCAUCCCUCCUCUUCCAUGCAGCUCUUGUUCAUUUGCAACUGAGAUUAAGUCGGUGUUCCAGUCCUUAACAGCUGUUUAUGGGACUUGGAGGUUCACAAAAAAAAAUUAGAAGACCAGUAAUGCCUCAACAAUAGGUUUUUUUAUUAUGUUGAAUUUUCAUUCACAAAAGGGGAAGCUUAAGGCUUAAAAUGAAACAAGCAGGAGUUUGGGAGGCAGCAGGGGAAGGAAACAGCAAGGUCUGUCUCCAGGACCUCGAGUGUGGGUUAAUCAUCAGACCACACUAGGAGGAGGAAAAGGGUGGAGAAGGGGUCAACAGUCUUCUUUUGGAAAAGAUGCCCUUGGUCAGCACACCCAGCCCCCCUGAGUUCUGUCAGUCUUCCUAGUUACUAUGUGGGGGAUGUCAUCACCUUCAUACUAGGGCAACUCUGAAGCCAGUAAAGAUCUCGGGUUUUAUCAGAAGCUCCAAGUUCUCAUCCCAACCCAUCUGGUUGGUUUCCAGUGGCACUGGCCAUUAACUAGCAUCUCUCUGCCUAUGUGAAUGAAGCCUAGCCAAAUCAAAUAAUACAAACAAGAGAUAUGGAAGUUUACAGAAAAUGGUAGGAAGGGGGAGAAAGCAUUCCUAGUGUCCAGAGCAGAAGACAGACACACCUGGCCUACAGCUAGCCAGCCUGGCUAUGGCUGCAGUAAGUUUCGGUCAUCCCUAACCAUAAGGGGAGGAGAAGGGACCUCACUGAGUCAAAACAAGUAAAAGUUAAGAUUUAAUAAAUGAGGGGAAGCUGAGCUGAGAUCUAUGGCUCUUCUCCUAGGAGUCGGUCAGCCCUUGGCCUUCCUUGGAAGGUGGGGUUUCGCUGAGGGCCUGCAGUUCCCCUGCAUGCUGGAAGACAGCGGCAGCAUACUGGUGAAAGAGGCGGCUCAUGUAACAGUACUGCCAUGGGAUCAGCCCCUCCAGGAAGCCGAUGUGGCCACCCCGGGAUGUAAUCAGCAGUGCAACAUGUGGCAAGUGUGUAGCAGCCUGUAGUGGGAAAGCUGGGGGCGGAGGGAGGAGGAGAGAGGGAAGGGAGAGCUUAGUCAGGAGCCAAAGGAGGCUCUUUACCCCAGCCCCCUAAGCCAGGCCCUAGGGCCAGUUUUCCCUGGGAUUUGAAGAGUAAUAGCUAACACAUCCCACUGUAAAGUCUGCAGAUCACUUUGCCAACCUUGUUUGAGCCUCACAACGAUCCUGUGAGACAUAGGUGCUAUCGUUAACUCCCAUUUUACAGAUGAACGAGCUUUAGAGAGGUCGUGGCUUUCCAGGGUCCUACUGUAAGGAAGUGUCUGAGGCCGGUUUUAAUCCAGGUUAUUCUGACUCUCCAGCACUCUCCCCUAUACCAUGCUACCUCUCUCAAUGCUGAAGAUAAAGAGACUCACCUUGAGGUGGGGAAAAUGGGUCAUCUGCUGCAUUGAGACAGAGCACAGGGACACAAAUUGCAUCCACCUUGGCUCCAGGGCUUGCUGAAUGGUAGUAGGUGUCACAGUCUUUAUAGCCAAAGGCCAGUGUGGUGUAGCGCUCAUCAAACUGGCGGAUGGUACGGGCCUGACAGGGACAGAAUCGAGCUUAGCGGUGACAAGAAGUGGAGACGGUUGCCAAGGGAUUGGGGCAAAGGUGAGGGCUUAGUUCUCUACCUUAAGCACAUGGUCCACAUCCAGUUUCUCCUCGAUCACCUUCCUAUGCCUGUAGUAGAGUGUGUGUGUCAGGGGAGCAGUCGCAGCUCUAGUUUCUGUAAUUUUUCCCCAAUUCCAGCCUGACCAAUUAAUCCUUUCCCACACUGGCUACCACCCUGGCCUGCUUUUAUUUUUGCAGUAGCAAAAGGCACCGUUGUACUCAACUGAAACUUCCUCCCUUUUCCCCACCCUGCCACUGCCCUACCGUCCCACAAAUCGGCAGAGUGCAGCUGUGAGGUGCUGGUUGAAGAGCAGUGCAUUGAGUGGCGUCUCCAGAGAGCGGGUGGUUUCAAAGGAGUCCCAACAUGCAGACAGGGUCAGUGCUGCCACCAGCCCUGCUGCGUUACCUGUCUGUGCAAGGUGGUUCAGCACCAGGACCCUGCAAGACAUUGGGAUCAAAACUAUAAAGGGAGGGAGGAAAGGGGAGGUUUAGACUCUGGUGUCAUUAGGAGAUGGUAAUCACUAAAUAAGGAGAUAGAUAAGGUAAUCAGCAGUGAAGCAGUCACUUAGGGAAAGGGAGAGGAACAAUUAGCUGAGAGUUGGGCCAACAUAGGAUGAUCAUGGUCUGUAAGGAAGCAGGGCCAGAGGCCUGUUGGAGGUAUGAGUGAAAGAAGGGACAGAGAUUUCUGCUAAGGAAGGACUGCAGUGUCUCAUUGCUUAGGUCAGCUCUAAUAACCUAGUUGACUCUUACCCUCCUAGUGAGAUUCCUACAGCCAGCAGUGGGGAUUGUGGAUACUGGUGCUUUAUGUGAUUCACAACUAUCUCCAGGUCCUCUGUGUUACCAGCGCAAAAGGCCCUGUGGGUCUGAGGACAAAUAGUGUCACAUGGAGAUAGGAAUAGACAGAAGGGCACAGGGCCCCAGGAGAUGAGGUAGCUCAGUGGGGCAGGGUGGAAGAAGGGAGUGAUGCAGAUAGGUGCAAAGUCUGUAGGGGGACAAGGCCAAAGGCUUCAAGACUGCUGAGGACGAUGGGGUCAGAGGGGUGAGAGCUUAAUGCUAGAAGAGGGGAUGGAACUCACCAGCAGUUCUUCCCCACGGCAGCCCCGGUUAUUAAACACGACAGUCCUAUAUAUAGCACAGACAGGAACAUCUCAGCCAGACCUGCCCUAGAAGGCCUUUAUGGCUUUUGGGGUAUCUUGCAGAGAGAUUCCAGUCAUGAGGGACCCAAGCCUAGAAUCCACAGAAUUCUCUCUGCCUCCCAGUAGCAGGUUUCUCCCAGUAUCUGUUUUCAGGGGAGGCUGCCCUUCCUUUUGUAAACUCCUCCCUGCAUCUGUUUCUCCAUCCUGGACUACUCAGACACCUGCCAGCCACCCUCAGUUACCAUUCUUACCUGUAGCCAUCUAGAGUGGCCUGGUAUACUAGGUGAAGGAUGUAGGUCUCCUGGCUGCUGCCUGUGAUGCCCGGGAGCAGUAACACAGUGGGCCGGUUGACAGGGUCAGGGUAUUGGCUAUUCUCAGGUUCUUCGGCCCAAUCUAGCAGCAGCUGUCCGCCAUCAGGUGUCUGGAGCACCUCACUGUGGAAGGGUGUAUACAGAAGUAUAUCUAGGGAUUUCUAGACCUUUGUUCCAAGAAUUCUGUUAACACCCGAGCUCUAAACCCAUGUGACAUAAUUUUCCUUCCCUACCUCAGAAUCCCAAGGCUGAGUUAAUAAAAAUGACCAAUCUUAGUGUUGUUUAUUUAGAGGGUAGGGGAAGAUAUAAUAACUAGACAGGUGUCAGAUUUUCUGGUUGGCUAUGCCAGCAAAACUCCCAAGUGUGGCAGGAACCAUAUUUAAAAUGUAAUUGGGAAAUGUUUAACAAAAUAAAUAAAAAUACAACAUAGAACGAUAUUAACUUGUAGUUUUCUAAGUCAAUAUGUUGUCGCAAGGGUCUCUCUUUGGACACCACUGAACUAUGAGACCCAUCCAGUUCCCAAAGAGAGGAUUUGUCCAUAAUCACAGAAUGAAUGAGAAAAUAGAAUUGUGGCAAGAAGGCAAGCCUAAAGGCCAACUCUUGGUAUUUGUACUGUAAUGGCACCUUUUGUGCUUGAGUUCUACCCAGGGUGCAUAGCCCAGAGAGGAUGGGAUGGGGUCAGAUAGCUAAACAGGGCUCCCUCUUUUUUAGCCUUUCUCUAACCUCUCAGAUCUUCUCACCUCCAGUAGGAGACAGGGGGCCGGGACUGCACAAAGACUCGGAGGACAGUUUGAAGCCUCCCUUCGAAACACCAUGGCGUAGGGUAGAAUGUUUCCAUAAUAAUAGGGCAGUGCUGCUUCAGGAAGGCCCGGAAUUGGGGCCCAGCCACCAGCCGAGGCUUCUGUAACCACAGAACACAGUCUUAUCUCAUUCUCACCUCUUGUCUCAGCCCACCACUGCUUUCCCACAAUGAGGAUGGUGUAGCACCAGACUGUAGUGGAGGACUAACCAGAUGAAUUGCUCCUUAUCCAUCCCCAGGGGCUAGUAUGCUCUGAGCCUUGAUCCGUAAAUGUGGUCUUGACCAGGCUGAACCUGUAGGGGUGAGGGGAUCUUCUCUGGUUUAAUGAUAGCUCCCAUACACUCCCAGUUUGAAAAAUUGGUAGGAGCCCAAAUCACUUGCAGAGUGAUGGAGCAAGCCCAACCAAAAAAUGGAUUCUUCCAUCUUCCCUGGAAUGCAUAUACCCCAAGGGUGACCCCAACAUAAUGCCAAUGGCUGCUCAGAUCAGGGAUAACCCAGCACUGUAUUCCAUUGGACUAGAACAGACAUCCAAGUGAUGAUUAUCAGCUCCAGCAUCCCAGCAGCUGGCUACCAAUCUGGUACAGGAUUUCAGGGAACAGAGACAGACACAUGCUUACCUCUAAGCUAAUUACAGAGUUUGUGGAUAACAUACAAACCAGUUGUGGAACACUUGCUCACAGAAAAGUUUACAAGGAGAUGUUCUUCCACCUCUCCAGCACCAUUGAGCCCCCAGCUUGGCCUGGUUCUGGGAAAUGAACCCGCACACAUGAUGGGAACCCAGAUGGUCAGCUCUAUUCAAGUUACAGACUGAUUUUAUGUGGCCUAGAGCAGUUAAAAGCAUUGUGGGUUUUAGGUGGAUAGAAGACAAUAGUGGCUGACAUUUGUAUAGCAUUUAAAGUCUGUAGAGCACCAUUUACAUUUUGUCCAUUUGAUCCUUAUAGCAAUUCUGUGACAUGGAUACAAUUCUUAGCUCCUUACAAUCGAAACCAAAGCUGAGAGAGAUUAUGAUUUUUCCCCAUGACGCAGAAAGUGUCUGAGGUGGGAUUUGAACCCUAGUCUUCCUAACUCUAAGUCUAAGCACUAGGCGUGCCCACUGCCUGUCAAAGGGAGCUGAAGCCUCUUGAUGAACUAAUCUAGGGUAAGCAGAAUUUCAAAAAUGGUCAUGAACAGGUCACAUAAGGAUAAACAGUAGGUGUUGGUAGAAUUCCUUUAGGGUUGGGUUGUCCUCAGGGAGUCAUCCUAGCCGUUUGUCCCAUAGCUGUCAGCCUGGUCAUGAGAGGUGCACUAGGAAUAAUAUGAAGGUGACAACCAAGGUGACUAAAAACAUAGUUCUCAAUUCUUCAUACAUGCUACCCCAUAUAUUCCCCAUAGCAGCAAGUGAAGGCUGAGGUCUGAGCCAAUCAGAAAGCAUGUGUAUGGAGAAGAAAGCCCAAAUGCUUCAGGCUCAGAAACAUCCAUCCCAACCCUGGUGCAGGACUUAGGAAAUCGUACAACACAAAUAAUUCUCAGACCACUGCAGUAAUCAGAAAGGCAGCGUUAGAGGGUAGGGAGAUCAUACUGAUUUAAUGGCCAUUGAGAUCUGCUAUGCUCCUUAAGAAGCUUGAAGCUAUCUGAAACUUUCAUAUUUGUUUGCAAGGAGGCACAAUGGCCUGGCACAUAAUAGGUGCUUCAUUAAUGCUUGUUGAUUGAUUAUCCUAGAGUGCUAAUAAUGUAAUGGUUGAUUCCUAUAUAGACUAUAAGCUUCACCCUAGUUAAGUGUUCCAUGGCCAUAUUGUAUGCUGUGGAUCACAAGGAGGUGAGAGUAUGCUUGGACUAGUACAAGUCCAUCACUGCUACUCAGAAAAGCAACAACUCCUCAAGUGUAUAUCCUAUGAUGUAUAAUAUCAGUAAGAUUUAUUUAUUACUAAGCAUUACAAUCAUUAUUUCAUUGCUCUUCAUGAUAACCCUGUGAGGUAAAUGCUACAGGUAUCAUUAUCCCCAUCUUAGACACGAGGACACUGAGUCUCAGACUGACUUGCUUAUGUGUUUGAGUUGGCGUUCAGACUCAGAUCUUGCCUGAUUCUGAGUCCAGGGAUCUUUCUAUGACACCAUACAGCCUGACACUAGUUUACUAACAUAGAUCGGAAAUUUUCCUUCAUAUUAACCACAAUUUGAAGAUUUGGUGUUUCAAGACCCAUAAAAUGUGUCAGGAAUCUCUAUACACUUGGUUAUAAACAGAGAAAAAAAGGUUUAGAGAGGAACCAUUCUUGCCAAUGUUUGGGAUCAGAAUAAAUAGAACUUGCUUCAAAAGAAGGAGCUUAGAACAACCUCGUAAAGGACAGGGGUGAAAUUAGGCUUGUUUUUUAUUUUGCUGGUGGGAGUGGGGUGUUGUACUGUGGGAUUGAUAAAAGUAUCCUGGUAGACCUAGCUCCUUGGAACAAAGAAGUUUAAUGAAAAUUGAGAAGGAAGUACAGCUUUGAAUUUGGAUUAAAUGUAUUGAAAAUAACACAUUUUAUUGGUUUUUCUAAGCCAAAUUAAAAUGUUGGUUUAUAAAA
Molecule: messenger RNA, 8337 nt
Organism: Trichosurus vulpecula (common brushtail)
Lineage: Eukaryota; Metazoa; Chordata; Mammalia; Diprotodontia; Phalangeridae
Gene: PREB
Product: prolactin regulatory element binding
Exons: 9
Coding region: 210-1475 (421 amino acids)
Biological process (GO): protein secretion
Cellular component (GO): endoplasmic reticulum membrane
Molecular function (GO): GTPase activator activity; protein binding; guanyl-nucleotide exchange factor activity
Source: RefSeq, a predicted model, not a curated record